CGAUGCCGGCUGGGGCCAUGAGGGGUGGGCCACUGCUGCGAACCAGGAUGGGGAGGGAAUGGUUCGUGACUUGAGGUUAACACUUGUACAGGAGCAAAGGUGUGUGCUACAACAAUCCAUUUCACCAUAAAAAGAAACUGUCAAGCAAGGAGCCUGGUUCAUCUCUCAGAUAACACGGAAACAGUCAACAGAACAAAUGUUAAACUUUACACCUCUGGACACUUAAAUCAUAGCGAGCUUUAUAAGCCUUCAAAGAAAAUAAAACAGGGAUGAUGGUACUCUGCCAGGGAACAAACUAGUUUCAUAAUGGAAAGAAAUCGAUUCCCAGCUGAAAAUGAGAGAGCAAGGUAGAUGAAAAGAUUUUCAGGUAACUUUUGUUAGCUUCCAACUAAGGCUGAAUCUUCUUGCCCUAACAGCAGACAUCCACAGUCACCUGUGACUGGUGUUAGUGCCUCAGCAGAUUUUUCUAUUCCACUGGAAUUGCUAAAGUUGAAAGCACUUAAAAAGAAAGUAGAGGAUGGAACUGACAGACUCCAUAGAGUCAUCAAAAUGAGUCAAGAUGAGUUAGAUGUGUCAGAGACUAUGAUGCUGAAAAAACAAACGAACAGCUGACAGUGUGUUGUAGAGCUUGUCAAGGAGGAAUACCAGUUCAUACCUUCAUACUUGGCUGGUGUAGCUAAAAUGGAACAGUUUGACAAGUUCUUAGAUUUCCAGAAGGAAUUCAUAGCAAACCGUGAACUGUUACAGAAUGAUUUAACAGGGAGCAAAUAUCUGGUAUCUGAGCAGCAUGAAAGUAAGCUGGCUAAGGAACGUCAGAUAACAUGUGCCUGUGAUCUCCUCCAUUUCAAGCAACUACAGGUUGUUGAGGAAGCAUUUGAAGAUAUAUGGAACAGGUCUCUGAUAUUUUGUGGUAUUCUGAAGGAAAUGAAGAAAAAGUAUGAGCUUUACAUGAUGAUGCUUCUGGACUCUCCGCCUAUAGCACAUUCCAAGAUAGUAUUUAUUCAGGUCAAAGGGAUGGAAACAAAGACUUCAAGGGCUCCAGAAAUACAGGCACUCAGGAAAGAUGUGCAGGUUCUCAUGCAGAAAGCCAGUACUGCUCUGGGAAGAAGUAAAGACUAACUGAAGAAUUAAUUAGAAACAGUGCUACAGAUGAGCCAGACUCCAGAAGAUAAAACAGUAAAAAACCUGCUCUCUGUUUCAAAACAGCUUGAAUCUGUAGGGUGUAAGGUUCUUGAUAAAUGGGAAGAAAUUAACAUACUGAGACUGGGAAGAAAGAAAGAGUGGCUCCAUCAUUAUUGUUGCAUAUUUAAAAAGAUAAGUGGGUCUGAUGCAUUUUCUUUUGCUGGAAUGCUGUGUGACAAUUUAACUGAUCUGUUACUGCCUUUUCAGGCUCAAACUAUGAAAAUCAACUCAUGAAACACAUUUCUCCGAGGCCAAAUAAAAGUUAUUUCCUUAUAA
Molecule: messenger RNA, 1458 nt
Organism: Neopelma chrysocephalum (saffron-crested tyrant-manakin)
Lineage: Eukaryota; Metazoa; Chordata; Aves; Passeriformes; Pipridae
Gene: CUNH6orf118
Product: chromosome unknown C6orf118 homolog
Source: RefSeq, a predicted model, not a curated record